GAUGCAGCAAGUGCUUUUGGGGAUUUCGAAGCUGCUAUCAGACAUAAUGCGGAUGAUCCUGAUAUAUAUUAUCAUCGUGGGCAGGUCUAUUUCAUCAUGGGUGAAUUCGACAAGGCCAUAGCGGAUUACAAUAAAUCUACUUCACUCGAUGAUACUUUCAUUUUCACCCAUGUUCAGAGUGCUGUAGCGCAGUAUAAGUUGGGUAAUGUGGCUCAGAGUAUGGCUGCGUUUAGGAGGAUUUUGAAACAGUUUCCUGAUCGCGGCGAACCGAGUAAUUAUUAUGGAGAAUUGUUAUUGGAUCAACAAAAGUUCGAUGAAUCAAUUUCGAGGUUUGAUAGAUCUCUUGAAUUGGACAAAGACAAAAACCCCCGAAACGUCCUUCCACUAGUCAACAAAGCCCUCGCUGUCUUCCAAUUCAAACAAGAUCUCGCACAAGCCGAGGCGUUGUGUACCGAAGCAUUGAAUAUCGAUCCUGAUUGUGAUGUCGCAGUGGCGACUUUAGCGCAGUUAUCUCUUCAACAAGGGAAUUUGGACGAGGCGAUCAAAUGGUUUGAGAAGAGUGCGAAGUUGGCGAGGACAGAAGGGGAGAUGGUGAAUGCUAUUACAUACGAACACGCAUCCAGGGCACAAAAGGAAUUCUUGAAGAAUUACCCCGAACUUGGUACACGUUUGAGUCAGUUAGCAACUACGAUGUGAGGGAAAGAGAGAUCACUAAGAGAGACAUAUCCACGCCGAAUUUAUGCACAUGCAACUGCUCAGCAC
Messenger RNA from Tremella mesenterica DSM 1558, 762 nucleotides. RefSeq lists its product as uncharacterized. Gene Ontology annotation, molecular function: protein binding. Bases 220 to 696 code for a protein of 158 amino acids. The transcript has 6 exons. Lineage: Eukaryota; Fungi; Basidiomycota; Tremellomycetes; Tremellales; Tremellaceae. The record is from RefSeq and is a predicted model, not a curated record.